Messenger RNA from Acanthocheilonema viteae, 291 nucleotides. The record is from the annotation of a GenBank genome assembly. Lineage: Eukaryota; Metazoa; Nematoda; Chromadorea; Rhabditida; Onchocercidae.
AUGUUGGUAGCCCCAUUCGCUACAAAGACUCCAAUACAAUGUCCCACUGCUGACGCACGAGUGAACAUACAAACAUUGGACAAGGAAACCAUAACGAUCAACUGUCAUGUAAUAGAAUAUUUAACCCAGGAACUACAGGUAGUCGACAUACCUAAUAACGAGGAAUUUGAAGAUUUAAUAAGCUAUAGGAAGGAGCCCGACAUAUUGAUCGGUGCCGAUUAUUUUUUCAGAUUUAUCGAUCUACAAGAUAACCGGAAAUUACACUCUGGGCAUACGUUGCUACAAUCAAAA